Mangifera indica (mango) is the source of this 1553-nucleotide messenger RNA. RefSeq names its product heat stress transcription factor A-6b-like. Gene Ontology annotation, cellular component: nucleus. Gene Ontology annotation, biological process: regulation of transcription by RNA polymerase II. The transcript has 2 exons. Gene Ontology annotation, molecular function: RNA polymerase II cis-regulatory region sequence-specific DNA binding; DNA-binding transcription factor activity. Lineage: Eukaryota; Viridiplantae; Streptophyta; Magnoliopsida; Sapindales; Anacardiaceae. The record is from RefSeq and is a predicted model, not a curated record. The coding region runs from base 264 to 1244 and encodes 326 amino acids.
CUUAUUUUUCAAUUUUAGUCCUAAUGCCAACCACCUCACUCUUCUCUUCAUUCUCUCUCCUGUUUUUCCUUUCUUUCUUACCUGAGAUCUUUUUAUCUUUCGGUCUUUUUUAAUUGUUAUCUUCCAUAUCUUUCAUUCAUAUUCUACUUCAUUCUUUAAGGCCUACUCUUUCUUGUUUGUUUUUUAUUUUUCUUGAUUGAAGGGUUUUUGUGCAGUUUCAGUUGUUCAUCAUAUAGAUAUAUAUAUUUUUUCUUGUAACUGCCAUGGCGACUGCAGCAACUCCUCAACCAGUGGAGGGACUUCAUGAUGCAGUUCCUCCUCCAUUUCUCACGAAAACUUAUGACAUAGUUGAAGACUCCAACACCAAUCAUAUUGUUUCUUGGAGCAGCGGCAACAACAGCUUUGUUGUAUGGGAUCCGCAGACCUUUUCCAUGAGUCUUCUCCCUCGAUAUUUCAAGCACAACAAUUUCUCCAGCUUUGUUAGACAACUCAACACUUAUGGAUUUAGGAAGGUUGAUCAGGAUAGAUGGGAGUUUGCAAAUGAAGGGUUUCUGAGAGGGCAAAGGCAUCUUUUAAAGAACAUUGGGAGAAGAAAAAAACUUCAACCUCAGGCAUCACAGCAAGCUCUAGACGCUUGUGUUGAGGUGGGAAGGUUUGGAUUCGAUGGUGAAAUUGAUAGAUUAAGGCGUGACAAGCAAGUUCUAAUGGUGGAAUUGGUGAAGCUGAGGCAGCAACAACAGACUACUACGGAGUAUCUUCAUGUAAUGGAACAAAGGCUGAGAAAAACUGAGAUGAAACAACAGCAAUUGAUGAGUUUCUUGGCCAGAGCUAUGCAAAAUCCAAACUUUGUGCAGCAGUUAGUCCAACGAAAAGAUAGAAGGAAAGAAUUUAAAGAAGUGAUCACCAGAAAGAAAAGACGGUAUAUUGAUCAAGGGCCUAAUUUUGUUAAGAUGGAACCUGAAGAAUAUGGUGAUGACAUUUCUGAUUUUGAAGUCUCAGAACUAGACAUUCUGGCUAUGGACAUGCAAGGACUAAGUGAUAGCCAAAACAUUAACCCACCAGGGAAAUUUGUAGAAAAAGGAGAUCAUGAAAAUAUAGGCACAGAAAAUAUGGAGUUCUGGGAAGAUUUCUUGAAUGAAGAUAUUGAGGAAGAAGGUGAAGGAGCAGAAGAUGUAGAUGUUCUUAUUGAGCAACUUGGUUUCAUGGGUUCAAGUCCUAAGUGGAGAGAGGAGGAGAUUGCAUAAUUUACUCCUUCAUUUGCUGUUUUCUUCAAUGAGCUGGAGCUGAGUUAGAGGUACCUCUCUAGUUAUAUAUGUACUGAGUUACAGGUACCUCUCAUUUGACAAUGAAAGGAUGUACUCCAAGUGAGUAAAUCAAACAAGCUAGCCAAUUUUCCUUGCAAAAAGUAGUUUAGAAUUUUAUUUUAAUGUUCCUUGCACAUUCUAGUAUGUCUUUUCUGCUUUGAUAAUGGUAUCAUCAUAUGCAAUUGAUCAUCUUGAAGAUUGUAGAACAAUUUUUAGUUAAUAUUAAGUACUUAUUAAUCACUUUAUUAA